Bufo bufo (common toad) is the source of this 3522-nucleotide messenger RNA. RefSeq lists its product as uncharacterized. Gene Ontology annotation, biological process: protein dephosphorylation. Lineage: Eukaryota; Metazoa; Chordata; Amphibia; Anura; Bufonidae. The coding region runs from base 270 to 2642 and encodes 790 amino acids. The transcript is spliced from 10 exons. Gene Ontology annotation, molecular function: protein tyrosine/serine/threonine phosphatase activity; polynucleotide 5'-phosphatase activity. The record is from RefSeq and is a predicted model, not a curated record.
AUCGGAAGGCCUAGUCGUCCUGGUCUUUCCUGAGCAGCGGCUGGUCAGAGCGCUCUCUCCUAAUAUUCCCAUUCAGGGUAGAGGUGACGCUGCGCCAUCCUCAGAGCCCGCUUUCCCUGAGGCCCGUGCUUUGUCGUUAGGGACCACUACGCAGUAGCCCCCGCUGGUUUAUGCGCGUUGGCUUGGGCAGGACGUAACCGCCGUCCGUUGUCGCAUCCGAUACUAAUCGACGGGGGGCAGAUUGAGGCUCCCGGCGAUCGUUUGUUACCAUGGUGAAGAAGAACAGCAUCCCGGACAGGUGGCGCAAUUUGACAGCAAUCGGUCAGCGGGUGCCGGGGUCUCGAUUUAUUGCCUUCAAAGUACCGCUGAAAGGGGUCACUAAUCAGCGUGUAACAGAGAACCAGAAGUUCACCCCUAAAGAUUUAAUUACCGCAAUCCGCACCCAAAAUGAAGAAUUGGGACUUAUCGUAGACCUGACAAACACUGAACGUUACUACACCACUAAGGAUUUGCCAAAAGGUAUACAGUAUGUGAAACUGCACACAGCAGGACUGAAGAUCCCAGAUGACGCCACCAUUCACCAGUUCAAGAGAGUCGUAUGGAAGUUUUUGGUGGCUAAUUCUGAAAACGAUAAACUCAUUGGUGUUCACUGUACAACCGGAAUCAAUAGGACUGGAUAUCUUAUAUGUAGGUACCUUAUUGAUGUUGAUGGAUGGAGGCCAAUGAAUGCACUAUCUGCUUUUGGUCAGGCUCGAGGUCACCCAAUCGAAGGAACAGUCUACAUUGAGGAUAUUGUGAAAGGACCUCCUCGAAGUAAUGUUGGUAUAGACUCUCCUCCAACCACUGAAGAAACAAGAGCCUGGGAUACUGGAACCUAUUAUGCUCCAGAUACUCUGUCCAGGGAGCGAGGCGUCCGAGAUGAGGCUAUCAGGCCGCUACUUGAACUUAUUCCAGGAAACGAACAUGCAGAUUUUGAUGCUCGUGAUCGAAGGCCAUUACCACUCAUGAGAGCUAGGUCAGAUGAAUAUCAAGAGGACGGCAGGAAUUUGUUCAACUCAAGGGCUGAAUUUAGAGGGAGAGGGCUACCAAUCAGAGAUAUGAGUGACGACGUUGAUCUUCGUAAACAAGAAUUUCCUUCUAAUAUGCAAGAACGUGUGAAUGAAAGGCUCCGAAGACCAGUUGACUUUAAUCCAGAUGGCAGAUUUAACCCGGGGGUAGACAACAGGCGAGACUUUCAUGGUUCUGAACCAAGGCCCCUUAUGGAUGUUCGAGAUAAUUAUGGACCUAGAGACGUGCCUAGGCCUCGCGGAAUGCCACAGGAGCAGAUGGGUUAUGGGGAUACGAGAGAGCAACAGAGCCCAGUGCAAGGCUAUAAUGACUAUAAUGAGCCUUCCUCUUAUAACGUACCAUCACUCCCACCAGGGAAAAUGAACAGUGCUGGAUAUGGCAGCACAGAAGCAGAACGUAUAAUGCGCUCUUUGAUCAGUGAUUUAGAUUUUAGAGCGAGAUUGCGUCGCCAGGAGUUUCAAAGCAUGGAAAGUGAAAGUGAUCCUAGAGAGAGGGAAAUGAGGACAGAUACUUCUCAAGGUCCUUUUAAUGAACGGAUGCAACCAAGAAACGCAAGAACCCUAGAAGGUCCCAUGAGCGAAAGAAUUAAUGCCAGGAACUCACAACUUCUAGGUGAGCCUGUGAAUGAAAUGAUGCCCCCGAGGAACAGACGAGACAUGGAAGGCCCUAAUCUUGAAAGAAUGUACUCAAGAGAUCCAAGAUAUAUGGAUGGGUCUGCAAAUGAAGGACUCCCCCAAAGAGAUACUCAGGGUACUAGAAAUUUAAUGGAUGAGAGGAUGCAGCUACAAAACGUACGGCCCAUGAGUGAAAGGAUGCAGUCCAGGGAUGCACAGUUCACAGAAGGCCCUAUGAAUCAUAAUAGGAUGUAUCCUAGGGAAGCACAACAAGUAGAGCCUUCUACAAAUCAACGGCUGCAGACCAGAGUUGCAAGAAUUUUAAAUGAAAGAUUGAAUCCCAGGGAUGGGCAGGCUUUGGAAAAUUCUCUGAAUGAUAGAAUACCCACAAGAGCCCUAAAUCGUCCAAUAAAUGAAAUGUUGAAUCCCCGAGAUCCAAGAUCCAUGGAGGGACCCAUGAAUGCGAGAAUGCAGCCAAGGAUUGAUCGAGGAAUGGAAGGGACCAUGAAUGAUCAAAUGCAUUCAAGACAGGGUGCCAUGAAUGAACGUAUGCCCAUAAGAGACACGCGACCCAUGGAGGGGCUCAUGAAUGCGAGAAUUUACCAGAGGGAUGUACGCACCGUGCAGGGGUCCAUGAAUGAGCAAAUGCACCCGAGAGAUGCUCGAGCUAUGGAGGGCUCUGUGAAUGAAAGGAUGUACCCACAGGAAGAUGACUUUCCAAUGAACAAACCAAGAGACUUGAUGAGUGACCCAAGAUCUUUUGAAGCAAGAAAGAUGAAUCCUUCUGAAGACUCACUUAGAGGAGCCAACAGAUUCGCUCCAUACCCUUCUCUUAUGAAGUCAGGACAACCAGCAGAGAACGCCAGAGGACUCCCAGGCUAUGACAACAGAGAUCCGCGCGAGAUGUUACCGCCAUCACAGGAUGCCACCCGCUUUCUGCCAAGGAGCCGAUUUACCUGAAAUCUAACUAUUUUCUAGAUUGGAGCUACAUGUCAGUAGUUGUAAAGAGUUCUUGUACUUCCAUUUGUAAAAUGUCCCAGUGUCAGACGUAGUGUAUGAUCCUUUUUUUUUUUCCCCCACUAUCUUUUCCUAUAGGGUGUUUUUUUUUAUUUUUUAUAUGUCGUUAGAGAUAUUUAGGGGUAUACUGUAACUAAAAGAUAUUGAUUCAAGAGUCUUGUAAUAUUCUCUUUUUAUGACCAUUUUAUUACUGUUUACAUGUUACUUAAUGGUCGUCACAGUGUAGGAAGCCAUUAUCCCUAUGAGCAGGAUGCUGCUGGUCACCGAACUGGAAAGAUUAAAUUACAAAGUCUGCAUUUCCAUGAAUUGGGCUGUCUGGCCCCAAAAGCAGUUUUAUCCAUUGCUGUCCUGUUCCAGCGCCAAGGCUUCUGUCUCCGCUCCUUCCAGUCACUGAUGGAUCGGACAUUUGACAUCUCAUCCAUGGUGGUGAUCACGGCUGCCGUGCCGAUUGGGGACACAUCGGCGCUGAGCUGGUGAAUGGCUGCAGCAGUGCACUUAACCACAGGUGAGACAUCACGCUUCCAGUCCACCAGCAACUGUAAGGAGUGGAGACAGGAGCCUCAGGGAUGGAACGGAGUAGCAGUGGACAGGUGAGUAGCAUUUUUUCCCCCAUUCAUUACUUUUCAGGGCAAUCCCUAAAAUAGUUUUUUUGGGUUGGACAACCCCUUUUUAAUAUUUUUGUACAUUGUAUGGCGUCUCUAUAUCCAUAGUAUGUAGGAGAGUUACAAUACUCUUAUUCAUAGUUUACAAGCAGAUAAUGUUUUUUAAUGUUUGGGGCAUAUCCAUUAAGUAUAUGUAAUUUAUAAUUUACCUUUUAAGGGCU